Molecule: messenger RNA, 2920 nt
Organism: Zea mays
Lineage: Eukaryota; Viridiplantae; Streptophyta; Magnoliopsida; Poales; Poaceae
Product: protein phosphatase 2C
Exons: 14
Coding region: 1352-2431 (359 amino acids)
Biological process (GO): protein dephosphorylation
Molecular function (GO): protein serine/threonine phosphatase activity; cation binding
Source: RefSeq, a predicted model, not a curated record
UAGUAUACGGGCUACUCCACCGGCUGCUCCGCGAGCAGUCGAGGUUGACGGCUAGUACUAGCAAGCAGUAGUGGUGUCGCAUCUGCCGAUCUCCUCUGUCCGAGUCACUCACUCGUAGGUGGCUUCCACCCAUCUCCCUCAGCAGUCAGUCAGCAGGACUCAGCAGCACUAUCUCCCACCCCCCAUCCUUCGCUACUCUUUCGUUCCUUCUGAUCGCCGCUAUCCUCUUCAGCCCCGACUGAGGAGGCGGCCGGCGCUCCCCAGGCACGCACGAGUUGACGGGUCCAGCAGCGGCCUCGGGAUCUUGCCGCCAGCUGCAGCGGCAAUCCGGUCCGUCCGCCCAGUCUCCAGGAAACCAGUGCUGUCUUAGGUAUUGUUGAUUCAUGAUUCUUGAUUCCGGGAGGCGGUUUCGUGUUGUGACAGCCCGAUCUUGCGGUUCAGCAGAGAGCCAAUCCGCUGGGUAUCAUUUUGUUUUGUUUUUUCUUUGUUGUUAAUUAAUAUACAGGGAGCUGCGCCUGCGCAAUUUUCGCGCACUGGUGGCUAGAGAGCCUCCAAAUCUCUUCUCCUUUCCAGGUGGUGUGAGUGUGGAGUGUAUGUGUUGUGUGUGUCCGGUUGUUUGUACCCAAUAAAAAAUAAUCAAUACGGUUGAACAUGUUAUGAGUAUCUUAUACGUUUAUCCACUCCAAACCAACCAUUUCUUUGGUUCUAUAAUACCACCAAGUCUGUUGCAAACUUGCAAUUGGGCCAAACUGACGAUGCCUGGCUGUGUAAUCUGUGUUGAUCCAAAAACAAACUUAUCUUGUUUUAGAGCACCCGCCGGGUGUUCGACUCUCUCUCUCUCUCUCGUCUCACCUAACUCGGGGUUUAGAGGAAAAGCAGCUGCGGUGUUGUCAUCGCCCAUUGUUUCCUCUUUUCAUCGCCCAUCAGUUCGUGUUUUUGGAUAUAUUUUAAACAUUUGCCAGUACUCUUUUCUUCUUUUAAAAUAAAAAGGCUGUGUUCGUCAUAUCAUGAAGCAAUUUGUCAUGUUAUUCUUUCUGAUAAUUAUGGUUGGUGGUCGGCCAAAGGAUCAAUAAGGAAUAAAGAAUCCUACUCGUUAUAUGCUAGCCAUGGGGGUGGGUUCUGUACUUCCUGUGCAGGUGUACCUGGGGUUUGCAGUUGGUUGUCUUUUCUGGUCGCUCAGGUACUGUAUCGUGCAAUUAUUGGUUUUGGUAUAUCAAGGUACUUGAAUUGUGCUAACCAUAGAGAGCGGUGGGAGCCCUAUUCUGUCCUACUUGGAUGCUUCCGUGGAUAUACAUAUACUGGUCUGAGUUGUCAAGUCCUUGACCUGAUCAUAUCAGUUUUGCUUAUAAGGAUGGGGGUUUACCUCAGUACUCCAAAAACUGACAAGCUAUCUGAAAAUGGAGAAAAUGAUAGACUUAAGUUUGGUCUUUCAUCUAUGCAAGGAUGGCGAGCAACCAUGGAAGAUGCUCAUUCAGCAUUGCUAGAUCUUGAUAGCGAGACAGCAUUCUUUGGUGUUUUUGAUGGUCAUGGAGGAAGAGUCGUUGCCAAAUUCUGUGCAAAAUAUCUGCAUGGUCAAGUCCUCAAAAGCGAAGCCUAUUCAACUGGUGACCUAGGCACUGCUGUCCAUAGAGCUUUCUUCAGAAUGGAUGAAAUGAUGCAAGGACAGAGAGGUUGGCGAGAACUAUCUGCACUUGGAGACAAAAUAAACAAGUUUAGUGGUAUGAUAGAAGGAUUGAUUUGGUCUCCAAGGGGCAGUGAUUCAAAUAAUCAACAAGAUGAUUGGGCUUCAGAGGAGGGACCUCACUCUGACUUUGCUGGGCCAACAUGUGGGAGUACAGCGUGUGUAGCAUUAAUAAGAAACACCCAACUUGUUGUGGCAAAUGCUGGUGAUUCCCGAUGUGUUAUUUCAAGGGGUGGGAAGGCAUACAAUUUAUCGAGGGACCACAAACCAGAGCUUGCAGCUGAGAGAGAAAGGAUAAUGAAAGCAGGGGGCUUCAUCCAUAUGGGACGAGUAAAUGGAAGUUUAAACUUGUCAAGGGCAAUUGGAGACGUGGAAUUGAAACAGAACAAAUUCCUGCCUCCCGAGAAGCAAAUUGUGACGGCCAAUCCUGAUAUCAAUGUCGUGGAGCUCUGCGAUGAUGACGACUUUGUUGUUGUAGCAUGUGAUGGCAUUUGGGACUGCAUGUCAAGCCAACAGCUGGUGGAUUUUAUCCACGAGCGUAUAAACACGGAGAGCAGCCUGUCUGCCGUGUGCGAGAGAGUGCUGGACAGAUGCCUGGCUCCAUCAACGAUCGCUGGAGACGGGUGCGACAACAUGACCAUGAUCCUGGUGCAGUUCAAAAAACCUGUCGAUCGGAACAAGAAGGCCGAAGCAGCAGGGCAAUCUGCCAGCAAUGUGGACGAAGCCAAGAGUCGUGUUGCUGAGGAGUGAAGCAUGGCUGGCACUCACCAGGGCGCAACCAUUUGCUUUCAUAAGGCAGGUGAAAAAAAGGAACGAAGAAACCUGCAGUGUACGUAUCUCAACUGUACGUGGCAUGCCAUGCAAAUCCUGCCUAAGUUACCCCGGACAAUGGCAUUGCCUAGUGCAGUGGUGGAUCUUCAGAUCACAACCUUUCUUGUGCCAGCUUUCGGUCAUCUCCACUCUCCAGCCCUCGGAACCAUGGCUGAGUCUGUCUAUUCUUUGUGUGGUGUGUAGCAUUCCUCGUGUUUUCGUUGUCCAAAAUGGUGUCAAAUCCAGUUUUUUGUUGCGAGAAUGAACCGUGACGUUAGUGUGUUUUGCUGGCGGUUAGGUGCAAAAUACUCGAAACCUGAAUUGCCCGCUCGCUAUUUCGGGUUGUAAGUAUAUGAUGAAUCUGAUUUUAGUUGCAUGGUGUACCCAUCUUAUCUGAAAAUAAUGAAAGAUCUGUUUGUGGUUGACUAA